AUGGCUAGUCCUCCCGUUCUAGCUUUCGAUGCCGAGGGCCGUCCAGUGAAGUUCGAAACCUGGCUAGAUGACCUGCACCUGUUCCUACAGCUCACUGCCAAGGAAGAUAUCUCACUGUACGACCACGCCCUAGGCCAUGCCACUGCCCCUGACUCCUCUGCUGACAGCACUCUGCGUUCCCAGUGGCAGACCCGUGAUGCGCACGCUCGCUUUGCUAUACGCAACUCCCUGCCGCUAGACGAGCGCGAGCACUUCGGCCAGUGCAAGACUGCUAAGGACCUCUACACAGCUGUAGUUGCCCGCUACUCCUCACCCGCUUCUGCCACGCUAGGCCGCCUCACUCUCCCCUACCUGUUCCCCGACAUAGCCUCCUUUCACACUGUCGCAGACCUCAUCACCCACCUUAAGACCAGUGAGGCCCGCUUUCGCGCUGCUAUGCCUGCCGAGUUUCUCACUAGCGACCCCCCCCCGCUCUGGAUCACUCUCUACCACAUCGUCACCCGGCUCCCUGACUCUCUGCGCGCAGUCAGGGACCACUUCCUCUCUCGCUCCCCCACUGAGCUCACUGUUGCCCUCCUCGAGAAGGAACUGCUUGCAGCUGAGGCGAGCAUCGUCGCUGUAGGCACCUCUCGUGGUGACCCCCGCACCCCGUUCUUUGAGGGGUGUUCCCCUUCCCCCCUCCUCCCCUCUGUCGCCUCUGCUGCUGCUGUCGACCUCCUUGGUGCUGAGAAGGUCGGGACCGCGUCUGCUUCGAGCGGGCGCCGCAGGAACAAGGGGGACAGGGGUGGGGGUGGUGGCGGAGGAGGUGGGGGUGGAGGCGGUGGGAGUGGAGGCGCGGCUGAGGAGGCCAGUGGUGGCACUGGGGGAGGAGACAGCAGCGGCGGGAGUGGUGGCAGGGGCGGAGGCGGCAGCGGGGGCGGAGGUGGUCGUGGCGGCGGCAGGGGUGGAGGUGGCCGGGGCGGCGGCGGUGGGGGUGGUGGUCGUGGAGGCACUGGCGGAGGGCAGAGUCAGCAGCCCACCCCGACGCUUCAGGCCGCCCGUGAGUGGUAUGCACAGCGUGGCUUUACCUGCACGUACGUCAUUCGCACAGGUGACCGCAGCGGCCAGCAGUGUGGGAGGCCGCACCCCACGCAGCGCUGCUUCGCGCGCCUUAGCGACGCGUGGCGCACCCAGUUUCCUAGUGCCACUGAGCUGCCGCGCUGGGCUGAGCUGGAAAAGAGGGGAGUUGAUAUUUGGGCUCUAGACUUUGAUGCUAUUCUCACUGCCAUUCCGGCUGCCGCUCUAGGUGCUAGUGCGUCCGCUCCCACAGGUCCUGGUGAAGCUGCUGCCCUAGGUGCUAGUGCGUCCGUGCCCCCUGGUACUGAGUCGACUACAGCACUGCACACCUUCACACUGGACUCAGGUGCUUCUCGCUCCUUCUUUCGUGACCGCACUGUCCUUGAGCCACUCGCUCGGCCGGUUGCUGUCUCUCUUGCUGACCCCUCUGGGGGUCCGGUCAUUGCGACCUCCUCCACUGUCCUUCCUUGUCCUGCGGUCCCGUCCGGCACGCUGUCAGGUCUCUACCUCCCCUCGUUCUCCACGAACUUGGUGGCAGGCCGAGAGCUCCAGGACGGGGGUGUUCACCAGUUCACCCCUGCCUACGAGCGCGUGACACACUGCACGUGUGCACGGACGGGUCGCCACCUGGCUACCUUCACUCGAGAGCCUGGGUCGGACCUGUACACACUGACCACUGAGUCCCCUCAGGUAGCUGCGUCUGCGUCUGCGUCAGGUCAGCUGUCCGCACCCUGCUCGUGUCGCUCUCUGGCGCAUGAGACUGUCCUUUGGCACCACCGCCUUGGUCACCCGUCGGUGCAGCGCCUUCUGGCCAUGCACAAACGGGACCUUGUUGCUGGUCUUCCCAGGGUUCUCCCUCCCCUCCCACCCUCGCCUGCUCCUCCCUGUCUUCCCUGUGUCGAGGGGCGAUCUCGUCUCCAGCUCAGUGAGCGUUUCCGCUCCGACUUCCCUGUCCUGCGUCUGUACUCUGACAGAGGUGGGGAGUUUUCCUCUGGCCUCUUGGAGGCCUUUUGUCAGCAGGAGGGCAUUGAGCAGUCGUUCACGCUUCCGGCCUCUCCACAGCAGAAUGGGGUUGCUGAGCGCCGCAUUGGCUUAGUCAUGGAGGUCGCUUGUACCUCCUUGGUUCAUGCGGCUGCCCCCCAUUUUCUGUGGCCGUUUGCAGUCCGAUACGCUGCGCAUCAGCUCAACCUCUGGCCCCGUGUCUCCUUACCGGAGACUUCUCCGACACUGCGUUGGAUGGGAGAGGCUGGCGAUGCGUCGCGUUUUCGGGUCUGGGGAUCCCGAGCUUUUGUCCGCGACACGUCCGCGGACAAGCUCUCCCGUCGCGCUGUCCCCUUCGUCUUCCUUGGCUUUGUCCCGGACGCCCCUGGCUGGCAGUUCUACCACCCAACCUCGCGUCGUGUCCUGGCCUCUCAGGACGUCACUUUUGACGAGUCCGUCCCCUACUACCGCCUCUUCCCCUACCGCACUGCCCCGCUCCCCCCCCCGCCUCUCUUCCUCGCUCCAGGUGCUGAGGUACCAGACCCCCUCCCCCCUCAGGGUGCCGCUCCCUCAGGUGUGUCCCAGGUAGACCCGGGUGAGCCUGUCGAGGUAGCUGUUGACUCUCGUCCUGCUAGGGGUGCUGAGCCUGGGGGUGCUGCGUCUGGGGGUGAUGAGCCUGGGGGUGCUGCGUCUGGGGGUGCUGAGCCUGGGAGUGCGGAGCCUGGGGGUGCGGAGCCUGGGGGUGCUGAGCCUGGAGGUGCGGAGCCUGGAGGUGCGGAGCCUGGAGGUGCUGAGCCUGGGGGUGCUGAGUCUGGGGGUGCUGAGUCUAGGGGUGCUGAGCCUGAGCGUGCUGCACCUGGAGGAGCCCUCUCCUCCCAGCAGCUGCAGGAGAGGUACCUCGAGUACUGCCGCCUCCGGAGAGGUGCUGCUGGAGCUCUUCCCGGUACUUCCCCUCCUACCCAGGAGCUCCCCCCCAUUCAGCAGAUCCGCGAGUGGUACACACGGCGCUGCAGUCUUCGGAGUGGUGCUCCUGGUGCUGAAGACCCUGGGGGUGGCGCUGCUGCUGGUACUGAGGACCCGGGCGUUGGAGCUGCUGCUGGUGCUGAGGCCCUGGGCGGUGGCGCUGCUGUUGGUGCUGAGGACCCGGGCGGUGGAGCUGCUGCUGGUGCUGAGGACUCGGACGUUGGAGCUGCUGCUGGAGCUGAGGACCCGGGCGGUGGCGCUGCUGCUGGUGCUGAGGACCCGGACGGUGGAGCUGCUGCUGGUGCUGAGGACUCGGACGGUGGAGCUGCUGCUGGAGCUGAGGACCCGGCCGGUGGAGCUGCUGCUGGUGCUGUGGACCCGGACGCUGGAGCUCCUACUGGUACUGAGGACCCGGCCGCUGGAGUCUCCUCUGCUUCUGGAGACGCUGCGCGGCCGCGACCGUACUUCGUACCACUCCUUCAGCAGGUUCUUGGGCAGGCUCCUCCUCCUUGUCCUCCUCCCUCCGUAGAGUGUCCUCCGCCUGUCCAGCCGCAGUCACAGUUACCGCCUACCUCGCCUCUCCCUGCUCCCUCUCCUUACACUGGUCCCACAGGAGGUCUUACAGAGCGUCGUGAGCCUGAGUCUCGUCCUGCGUCGCCUGUUCGUCCUGCUCGCAUUGGUAGUCGUGUCCGUCGUGAGCGUCCUCCUCCUGUCCCAGGCACUCACUACAUGACUCUGCGUCCCUCUACUGCUCCUCAGCGUGUCUCGCUACCGUCUCCUCCUGCGUCCUCUUUGCCUGACGUUCCGGACCCUGAGUCUGACCGGUAUCGUACUGAGCACCCUACUGUCACGCGUCUCCUCGCUACUGUUGUCACUGACCCUACCUUUGAGUCCUCGGCUGUGUCUGCUCUGAUCGCUGAGUUGGUUGACUUUGCUGCUGCCUGUUGUCUAGACUACGCUGCUAGCCUUGUUGCUGAGUCUGAGUCUGAGUCUGUCUGUCCUCCGUCCGUCGGGGGUGAGUGUGCUCUUGGCACGGACGUCCUUGAGGACAGACAGGAGGAGUUCCAGUGUCUUGCUGCUGCUUUGCCCCGUCUCGUGUCCUUGCUAGUUGCCCCUGAGGGAGACCCGGAUGCACCAGACAUCCCGACCCCGCGCACUUACGCUGAGGCGAUGGCGGGUCCCUACUCCUCUCAGUGGCAGACAGCCAUGGACGCCGAGAUGGCUUCCUGGAAGUCCACACGCACCUACGUCGACGAGGUUCCCCCUCCUGGGGCGAACAUCGUCAGUGGCAUGUGGAUUUUCAGGGUGAAGCGGCCGCCGGGUUCUCCGCCUGUCUUCAAGGCGCGUUACGUGGCUCGAGGCUUCAGUCAGCGAGAGGGAGUUGACUUCUUCCAGACCUUCUCCCCCACCCCGAAGAUGACCACUCUUCGGGUGCUGCUGCACAUAGCCGCUCACCGCGACUACGAGCUUCACUCACUUGACUUCAGCACUGCUUUCUUGCAGGGCAGCCUGCACGAGGAGAUCUGGCUGCGCCGCCCACCUGGCUUCACUGGGUCGUUUCCUCCUGGUACCCAGUGGAGGCUUCAGCGGCCGGUCUACGGUCUCCGCCAGGCUCCGCGUGAGUGGCACGACACACUGAGGACUACACUUGCGGCUCUUGGGUUCGCGCCUUCUACAGCUGACCCGUCGCUGUUCCUGCGCACCGACACUUCGCUGCCGCCGUUCUACAUCCUCGUGUACGUCGACGACUUGGUCUUUGCCACUGCUGACACUGCAGGACUCGCCUACGUGAAGUCGGAGCUGCAGAGGAGACACACGUGCACAGACCUGGAGCCGAGUGGCCCGUAUCCAGAGCUUGUGGGCUGCCUCAUGUACCUGAUGACCUGCACUCGACCUGACCUUGCAUACCCUCUUAGCAUCCUUGCACGCUAUGUCGCUCCUGGCCGUCACAGGAAGGAGCACAUGGAUGCCGCUAAGAGGGUGUUGCGCUACUUGUGCAGUACGUCGGGCAUGGGGCUUGUGCUUGGAGGGCGAGACCGAGUUGUUCUCACAGGGCACUCAGACGCUUCUUGGGCAGACGACCAGGCCACUCAGCGGUCGUCUCAGGGUUACACCUUCAGCCUUGGCUCUGGCUCAGUUUCUUGGCGCUCUACACGCUCUUCUUCUGUUCUCGGCUCCAGUUGCGAGGCUGAGAUCUACGCUACAGCCAUGGCUGCCCAGGAGCUACGCUGGCUGACCUACCUGCUGACCGACCUCGGAGAGCGGCCUCGUUCUCCUCCAGUGCUGUACGUCGACAACAAGGCUGCCAUUGCCUUGUGUGAGGAGCACAGACUGGAGCACAGAACGAAGCACAUCGCCCUGCGGUACUUCCUUGCUCGAGAGCUGCAGCAGCGCGGUCAGCUUUGUAUUCGCUACGUGGCCAUCGAGGCCAACACUGCUAAUGUGUUCACCAAGGCGCUUCAGCCUCGUGACCAUCAGCGCUUCUGCACUCUACUAGGCCUUGUGCCUACUGGACCUCACUUGCUUACCUCUUGA
Closterium sp. Yama58-4 is the source of this 5535-nucleotide messenger RNA. The record is from the annotation of a GenBank genome assembly. NCBI's taxonomy places the organism in Eukaryota, Viridiplantae, Streptophyta, Zygnematophyceae, Desmidiales, Closteriaceae.